Triticum aestivum (bread wheat) is the source of this 1521-nucleotide messenger RNA. Its product is annotated as cysteine-rich receptor-like protein kinase 6. Gene Ontology annotation, biological process: protein phosphorylation; recognition of pollen. The transcript is spliced from 6 exons. The coding region runs from base 1 to 1521 and encodes 506 amino acids. The record is from RefSeq and is a predicted model, not a curated record. NCBI's taxonomy places the organism in Eukaryota, Viridiplantae, Streptophyta, Magnoliopsida, Poales, Poaceae. Gene Ontology annotation, molecular function: ATP binding; protein serine/threonine kinase activity. Gene Ontology annotation, cellular component: plasma membrane.
AUGCCACAGUCAGCGUGCGACGUGUAUGCUCCCUGUGGGGCAUAUGGCUGCUGCAACCCCCGUGCCCUGCUGUACUGCAACUGUGUCAAGGGGUUCAGCCAGAAGGUUCAGAGUGACUGGGACCUCCAAGAUUACAGUGGUGGGUGCAAGAGGAAUGCACCAUUGUUCUGCCAGACCAACUCGAGAUCCGCGCACACUCAGUCUGAUAAGUUCUAUGUCAUGACAGAUGUGAGGCUACCUGAUAAUGUUCGGGGUGCAGUUGCCAAAAGCUCUCAACAAUGUCAGGUGGCUUGUCUGAAUAAUUGCUCUUGCACAGCUUACGCUUACAAUCACGCCGGGUGCAUUGUUUGGCAUGGGGACCUGAUUAACCUCCAACAACAAUACAUGGGAACUGGAGGAGGCACACUCCUCCUCAGGCUUGCAGCAUCGGAGCUGCCAGAUCAACAAAGGACAUCCGAGCUGCCAGAUCAACAAAGCAGGAAAACAAGGAUCAAUGGUACAUUGGAUGGUAUUCGAAGCAUCGAUUCACUUCUUCUCGAUCUAUCAACACUAAGAGCGGCGACAAAUGACUUCGGCGAAGGAAAUAUGCUUGGUAAAGGAGGUUUUGGGAUGGUUCAUAAGGGAGUCCUACGUGACGGUAAACAAAUAGCAGUAAAAAGACUAUGUCAGAGUUCCAGACAAGGAAUAGGGGAACUGAAAAGUGAACUUGUCCUGGUCGCUAAGCUUCGCCACAGGAAUCUUGUGAGCCUCAUUGGCGUUUGUUUGGAAGAACAAGAGAAAAUACUUGUGUAUGAAUUUAUGCCCAACAGAAGCCUUGACACCAUUCUUUUCGAUUCUGAGAAACGCAGAGACUUAGAUUGGGGAAGCAGAUUCAAAAUUAUCAGUGGGGUUGCUAGGGGACUGCAGUAUCUCCAUGAAGAUUCUCAACUGAAGAUAGUUCACCGUGACCUGAAAGCGAGCAAUAUCCUGUUGGACCUUGAUUACAACCCUAAGAUUUCUGACUUUGGCUUAGCGAAGAUAUUCGGAGGGGAUCAAUCAGAAGAUGUCACUAGGCGCAUCGCUGGGACAUACGGAUACAUGUCGCCUGAAUAUGCCAUGCAUGGUCAAUACUCCGCAAAGUCGGACGCAUUCAGCUUCGGUGUUUUGGUUUUGGAGAUCGUCACAGGGAGAAGAAACAAUGGCUCCUGCAACUCCGAGCAAUAUGUCUAUCUCGUAAACCUUGUAUGGGAGCACUGGACCAGGGGAAAUGUCAUCGAGUUGAUCGAUCCAUCCCUUAGCGACCAUCCCUCUCACGUUGACCAGGUGCUGAAGUGCAUCCAGAUCGGGCUGCUGUGCGUGCAGAACAGGCCUGAAGAUAGGCCGGCGAUGUCGUCGGUGAAUGUCAUGCUUAGCAGCCAGAGUGCUCGCCUCCCUUCUGUUUCCAUGCCAGGCUUCUCUGACGGAUUGAGUGGACGCAGUGACAAUAAUUCAAAAGCGGCGUCCUCAAAUGGAAUGACCAUCACAAAGCUCGAGCCAAGAUGA